Sitodiplosis mosellana (orange wheat blossom midge) is the source of this 2764-nucleotide messenger RNA. RefSeq lists its product as uncharacterized. Gene Ontology annotation, molecular function: A2-type glycerophospholipase activity; calcium ion binding. NCBI's taxonomy places the organism in Eukaryota, Metazoa, Arthropoda, Insecta, Diptera, Cecidomyiidae. The record is from RefSeq and is a predicted model, not a curated record. The transcript has 6 exons. The coding region runs from base 704 to 2674 and encodes 656 amino acids. Gene Ontology annotation, biological process: phospholipid metabolic process; lipid catabolic process; arachidonate secretion.
ACGAAUGCGUAUGGUUUGAUUUUCUCUCAUUUAUUUUUGGGGUUAAGCGAGUACAUAAAUGUUUUUCAGACAAUUUAUAUAAAAGACCGGCUAAAAUUUUUCACUUGCAUGUGUGUGUUCAUCUGCUCUCGGUGUUAUACAUAAAAUUUGCAUGUUAAUGAUGUUAUCGAGAUGACCGAUGCAACGAAUUUGAAGCCGUCAUGCAUCUGUGACUGUGGUCAAUGAUCAUUUCAACGCAAAUGAACAAUUUUAAAAUGAUAUUUACAAAAGAAAAACGAAUCAUGUCAAUCGUAUGUACAAUGCAGUCAUUUUCUCUCACUCACGUGCUGCUGGUUUUUAAGUCAACGCAUACGUUUCGCGUGCUUGGAAAUGGUGUGCAGUUUAGUUUGUUUUGGGCACUCGUCGAAUGUACAAGCUGUACAGCGGUUUACUUGAAAAUCAUUACAUUUAGUUCGCUUUUAGUCUCAUGGAAAUUUGAUUAAAAAAUCCGUAAGUUUGAGAAAAUCAGUGGCGCUGGCAGUGAUUGAUUUAUUUUGAAUAAGAAGAUUGUGAAAAUGUUCGAAUUAAUUUGAUUACGGGUGAAAAACGGUAAAAAAGUAGUGCGAUACGGCAAUCAACGAUAGCUUCUUUUUCUCAACGCAUUUUUUUGUUGUUGCUGGGAAUACCAAUUUGUGUGUUUAAAAUUCAAGUGGACACAUACGAUAUGACCAUAAAUCACACGAUACACAAGUGUCUGAUGCGCUUAAGGUCUUUUCAAUUUGAGCUGUUAUUUAUUUGGUGUUUUUGUUCGAUACUCCUUGUGCAUACUGAUUCACACUAUCAUCGAGAUUUUGGGGAUAUCACAACGGCCCGUGGUGUUUACUAUACGUUUGGAUUAAAAUUGAACAAUUCGAAGAGCUUGCGUAGUCAUGCAGAUCGGCCGAAUCGACAUUCAAUCAACCAAUUGAAAAAUCAAAUAAAAUUCAUUUUGAAUUUACACACAAAAAAUGAAUCCAUCGACAAAUACAUUAUCGAAUCGUUUAACGUAUUCAAUCCGGAUCCGUUGUAUAUUUUUGUGCUGCCGGACGGUUCAAAUCGAACGAUAGCUUUUCGUCGCAGCAAUUUUUCCGAUAUUUCAUUUCCAAACACAACAUCACUGCAAACCAUACAGACAAUUUUAAAAUCAUCAAAGUAUGCACACCUAUUUCCAAGCCCAGAAGAAAUGGCCGCCAAACAGAUGGCUUUAAAUGAUAAAUUUUUUACAAAGUACAAUCAAUUUAUGUCCGAUGAAAAAGAUCUGUUUGAAAGCGAAAGUUUGAAAAUUGUCGAGGAAAAUGUUCGAACCGAAAAAAGUUUCUUCAAAUUUAUGGACAAAUUAAACGAUCAGGUUAGCAAUGAUGAAGCUUCAAUCGAAGAUAGUGGCGAACAGACACCAUUAGAUUCAAAGCACGCUUCAAGCGACUAUCAAGCGUUGAUCAGAAAUAUUCAUUCCAAAGACCAUGUUGGAAACUAUGAACUGGCCAAAGAUAAAAAAGAACAGAAAAUUGCUUGGCCGGCACACGAAAAAUUAUCUUGGGAUGACUUUGGAUUACACGGCUGGAUUGGAAAUAUUCAUGAACAACACGACAAUCCACACGAAAAUGGGCGACCAAUGCGUAUUGAGUUAUCCAACAGUGCGCUGCGACAGGAAAAUUUAUUCCCCAAACAAUUCGUACCAAUUUUAGCAAACUAUGAUCCAUUGGCACUCUUAACAUCGACCACCACCACGUUUAAGCCGCACUCAACUCCAAAACAUGAUAAAAACAAACACUGGCCACAUCCCGUCCAUCAUUUUACAUUCGUCGAACACAACAAUCCGACCAACUUCCAUGUGUCUCAACGACCAAGACCGCCUCCAAUAAUCCUUUCCUCCAUGCAUCAACCCACACAGAAUCCGGUUAAACUUUUUGCACCGGCACCCUCUUAUUUGCCACCCACAAAGACACCAUCGCCAAAUUCUCAUCGCAAGCCAUUCAAAUUGGAUAAUGCAGAAGGAAGUUGGGACGUUAAGUUUAAUAUUUCGAAAGAGCUAUUGGAUUUGUUGACCUUUGAGAAGAUUAAACUGGAAAAUUUCACUAAUACGCUCGGCACAAAAUCCAAAUGGGUGGUUACCAGUUCGCGCCUUAAUCAUCGAGAUGGGGAUGUAUUCGUUGGAAGAGCCAAUAAUCCGUUUGGUCACUCUACUAAAUGGCAACUAAGUAUUGCAUCACAAAAUGAUGUCUCGAAAGAUGAAACGAAUGACGAUGGCCGACAAAAACGCGAUGUGAUCGAUUUGUAUUCGAUGGUAAAAUGUGCAACCGGUUGUGAUCCGCUAAUUUUUAAGGGUUAUGGUUGUUACUGUGGAUUUCUGGGCAGUGGCAAAGCGUUGGACGGGAUCGAUCGAUGCUGCAAAAUGCACGACUACUGCUAUCACGCAGCGAAUUGCCCCAAAUUCUUAGAGUAUUUCGUGCCAUAUUUGUGGAAAUGUUACAAGGGUCGACCAUUGUGUGCGGUUGACCACGGUGAAUGGGGAGGUCCGUCAUCAUGUGCAGCAACAUUAUGUGAAUGCGAUCGGGCUCUCUCGAAUUGUCUUCGGCGCUUUUAUUGUCCUCGAAAGCGUGCCGUUUGUGCUUCAUCACCUUUACGACUUUUGCAGAACAUUUUAAUGGACGUGUGAAACACGAAUGACAAAACAAUUGUUGACCUUAAAACGUUUGUAAAAAGAGAAUCGAAUAAAAUCCUGUGAAAAUAAAGACUAUAAGAAGAA